This is a messenger RNA of Porites evermanni, 786 nucleotides long. The record is from the annotation of a GenBank genome assembly. Lineage: Eukaryota; Metazoa; Cnidaria; Anthozoa; Scleractinia; Poritidae.
AUGAUUACUGGGAUGCCUCGAUCGGCAAUACUGGCCGAUAUCGCUACAAAAGAGACCUUGGCUCUAAACAAAGUCCUUGAGUCAUUCGCGGAUUCCAUUAAAAACUCAUGGGUCGACGCCUUCGUCGACAGCACGGUUCUGGUCCGUUCAUGGACCCGGAAGGGCUCUCGUUCUCACACGCUUUCAGACGCCUUGAAGAAACUAUUUCGCACGAUGACAAAGCUGAAUAUCGAUUUGCACCUUACGUUUGUGCCUAGUUUUCAGAACCAAGCCGAUCCCCCCUCACGAAGCCUUACCCUGCAGGACGCUAAAUUAUGCCCAUCCUUAUGGGUAGUCGCACAAGAAUUGUAUGGCGGCGAGGAUGGACACUCUGACGACUUAAUGGCGCGUCCCUCAAACGCUCAAUCCGACUUGUCAGGUGCUCAGUUACCGUUAUUCUCUGAGACUCUUCUGCCUGGAUCCCUGGGAAUAAACGUAUUCGUGCAGUCACCUGAUCUUUAUGAUGUGUCCAUAUUUAAGAACCCUUACGUGUUUCCACCGAUCUGCCUUAUACCUCACGUUAUCCAGUAUCUGCGAAGCUUGCAACUAUCCUAUACCAUCGUGAUUCCUGACGUAUUCCCAAGGCGUUUUUGGUGGCCCUUGUUAACGUCUACAUGUUCCUUCGGCGCGACACCUGUUAGCCUUUGCGGAACCGCUGGAGCUCUCCUUACGCCCUCCAGAAAUGGGUUUUCAAACCAUUGGCCUAUUCCUUGGGAUCUCUGGAUUUUCCGCAUUGGACAGGAGUAG